Messenger RNA from Orbicella faveolata, 2241 nucleotides. RefSeq names its product adhesion G protein-coupled receptor L4-like. Gene Ontology annotation, cellular component: plasma membrane. Gene Ontology annotation, biological process: cell surface receptor signaling pathway; G protein-coupled receptor signaling pathway. NCBI's taxonomy places the organism in Eukaryota, Metazoa, Cnidaria, Anthozoa, Scleractinia, Merulinidae. The record is from RefSeq and is a predicted model, not a curated record. Gene Ontology annotation, molecular function: G protein-coupled receptor activity.
AUGGCGGAUAAUGUGGAUCCUGCAUUCAGUAAAGUUUACGAUGUUUGUGGGUUUAAAAGUCUCAAUGAGUAUCAGAAAAACGCCCUGAAAUACGUUAUUGAGAAGAAGAAAGAGUUUUUAGACGAGUUCAACGGCAAAUCAUUUUUUCUCGACGAUACAUGGGAAACGUCGCAUACCCUUGAACUUUAUACCGAUGCAGCUGGCUCAGUAGGCUUCGGGGCUGUCUUUGUUAUCUCACCGGAUAUUGAUGAUGGAUUUGAGGAAGAAGAUGACUUGUUGGAAGAGGUUGCAGUAAAACUUUUUGAUGCUUGGAUCAACCAGAAUUCAAACGAAUCAUCCCGUUCUGGUACAAACACGACCCAGCAAGAAAAGAUGAAAGAGGUUUUUCUCGCAUCCACUGCCUUGGAGCAAUUCAUGUUGAAAUUUGCACAGUAUCACCUUAAUCCCACAACACCUCAGAUCCAGUUUAACACGACACAUGCUGAUUUGCAACUCAGGAAAAUUUUUUAUCAAAAUGAGAGCGAAUUUCUUCUCCAAGAAACCAAAGGACAGAACUUUGUUCAAAUCCCUGCAGAAAACUUCCUCAACGGUUCAGUGGUGGUGGGAGUGAUGUACAAAGAUCUUCAUCAAAUCUUUCUAACAAACCACUCUGAUACCCAAAACAAAAACAAAACCAGACAUCUUAACACUAUCAUAAUGUCUGCUAGAAUAACCCCUCCGCCAGUGACGCUGAAAGAAAAUAUUACCUUGACUUUCAGGAACUUAGAGGUAAAGGCUGCGACGUUAAAAAGAGAUUGCGUCUCUUUAAUCAUGUCAGAAAACAACCCCUUAGGUUGGUCAGAGGAAGGAUGUCGUGUAAAGUCGAUGGACAACUCACAAACAGAAUGCAGCUGUAGUCAUUUGACCCAUUUCGCUGUUCUGAUGCAGUUUGAUGCCGAUUGUGAAGAUCACACCAUAUCUCAGACAGACCAUAAGGCUCUGGAAAUUCUGGCAUACCUGGGUCUGGCCCUUUCUUUGAUUGGAAUCGGCCUAACAAUUCUCGGCUACGUUUUUCUCACAGAUAUGGAGGGACCUUUAUCACAGAUCCGAGUGAGUCUUGUGGCUUCCCUUGGUGCAGGGCAAAUUGUAUUUCUUGCUGGAAUUGGUGCAACUGAAAACAAGGUAAAACGUGUGAAGGGAGCAUGUAUUACAGUAGCAGCUCUUGUGCAGUACUUCCUCAUGGCCGCUUUCUGUUGGAUGCUCGUCGAGGGAAUCUACCUUUACUUGUUUAUUGUUCAAGUUUACAACGUUAGUAACAAGCUGAAAAUUUGCCACGCUGUGUCAUGGGGUUUCCCUGCCCUCGUUGUGGCCUUAUCACUGAGUAUCGCGGCAGGAAAAGAUGGGGUCGAGACUUUUGUCAGCGAGGAAUACUGCUGGAUGUCUUCUGCUAACAAUCUGAUCUGGAUAUUUAUCGUGUUUGUUGUGCUGAUUGAACUGUCGAACGUACUGAUCCUCGCUCGAGUUGUCAAGGAGAUGACAAGCAUGCAACAAGCCAAGGAUAGCAAGACGGAACAAAUAAGACUCGGUAUAAAAGCUUGUGUGUUACUGGUUCCGCUGUUGGGGUUUACGUGGUUGUUUGGUCUUCUGUCGCCACUUCAUAAAGCAUUCGCCUACAUUUUCACGAUCUUCAACACAACUCAGGGUUUCUUUAUUUUUCUUCUUCACUGUGUAAGAAACACCGAGAUCAGGGAUCGCUUCAAAAGAAAGAUCCAUGGGAUUUUUCCAGUUAUUGAUGAUAGGGCCAGUUCUAAAAGAAGCUCUGGGAUAAAAUAUAGUGCAAUCGGAAACGCCUCGUUGAAGAAGAUUGAAGUUAAAUCGUCUAACAAAAACAGCAAGUUAGAUGAUAGUACAAGCGGAAACGCUUCGCUAAAGAAGAUUGAAGUUAAACCGUUUAACAGAAACAGCAAGUUAGAUGAUUGUACAGGCAGUAAUGCCUCGCUAAAGAAGAUUGAAGUUAAUCCGUCUAACAGAAACAGCAAGUUAGAUGAUAGUACGGAUGGUAAUGCCUGGCUAAAGAAUAUUGAAGUUAAUCCGUCUAACAGAAACACCAAGUUAGAUGAUAGUACAGGUGUUAAACCGUUUAACAGAAAGAGCAAGUUACAUGAUAGUACAAGUGGUAAUGCCUCGCUAAAGAAGGUUGAAGUUAAUCCGUCUAUCAGAAACAGCAAGUUAGAUGAUAGGGAAGGUGUAAUGCUUCGCUAA